Molecule: messenger RNA, 3253 nt
Organism: Mya arenaria
Lineage: Eukaryota; Metazoa; Mollusca; Bivalvia; Myida; Myidae
Product: poly(ADP-ribose) glycohydrolase-like
Exons: 20
Coding region: 125-2419 (764 amino acids)
Biological process (GO): regulation of DNA repair; carbohydrate metabolic process; nucleotide-sugar metabolic process
Cellular component (GO): nucleus; cytoplasm
Molecular function (GO): poly(ADP-ribose) glycohydrolase activity
Source: RefSeq, a predicted model, not a curated record
UUUCAACCUUAGGACGUUAUGCCUCAUAUGCCGGACCAACAACAACAACAACACCAACAAAAAUAAAACAAAAAAUGAAUUAGACGCCUAGCAGUGGAAAGUUUACUUCUAAGUAAAGGAGACAAUGAGUAAACCUCUAAAGAGGAAAAGAACCAUUAUAGAUUACUUCAGCUGUCAAGAUAUACCAACGAAAACAAACACUGCAAGAACCACUAGAAGGACAAUGGCUUCAUCAGAGGGAAAGUCUGCCACUGCUUCUGCUGGAACCUCGUCCGGAAACGUGCCCGUGUUACUGGAAUCUGAUACCUCAGACCAGGAGGCUGCAGUCGGUGAGGAGGAGGAGGACCAGGCAGUUGAGCUCAAGAAGGACCCUCGCAUACCCCAGAAGAAACCCAGCAAGAUGUCCUCUAACAGCCAAUCCUGGAAGGGUAUUCCCUUGAAGACUCUAUGUACGCUGAUGGAAAACAAAGCUCCUAAAGGGCCCCUUAAACCUACAGAGAGGCAUAAAGUGCUGUUCAAAACUCCAUACCAGUACGACCCCAAGUCUCCUCCAAAAGUUUACCCAAACUACGUAGAUAAAUGGGACCAGUAUCACGUGCGCAUGCCCUGCUCCAACCAGAAUGAAUACCCUGUCAAUGGGAAGUUACGGCGGCGCUGGGACAUGAUACAAGAAGUGCUGUUGGGGGACAUUCCUGGACCAUAUGAAUUUAACGAGAAGGUGCUGUCCUACAAUAGUCGGUACAUGGGCAAAUGGGAGUUUUCUGUCUUAACUUCUUUCGUAAAAGAUUUUAUACAGAAAGAGGAAAGACUGGCAUUCUUCGCGCGUGGCGGAACCUUGAGCAAGAUAGCCCGUCUGGCCCUACAGCUGCCACACCUUUGUCCAACACCGAUACCACUGUUGAAGGAGAAGACGAACCUGAGUUUGACACUGAGCCAGCAGCAGGUCGGCUGUCUCCUCGCUAACGCUUUCUUCUGCACAUUCCCCCGCAGGAAUGCCAAAAACAAAACAUCAGAGUUUUCCAAAUAUCCAGGGAUCAACUUCAACACGCUGUUCAUGGGUCCACCUACAUCCAUCAAGUUUGAGAAGAUAAAAUGUCUGGUGAACUAUUUUAACAGAUUCUUCAAGGAAACCCCAACUGGUACAGUGACAUUUACCCGGCAGUAUAUAGACAAGAUGCCAGACUGGGAACGGGAUGGGAAACAGCUAAGUGCCCUCCAUGUCUCCUCAGAGGGAACAAUUGAGGAUGAUGGAGUUGGCAUGCUACAGGUGGACUUUGCCAACCAGUUUCUUGGUGGGGGCGUGCUGGGUAACGGAUGUGUUCAGGAGGAGAUCCGCUUCCUCAUCUGCCCUGAGAUGCUGGUGACUCGUCUGUUUACAGAGUGCCUCGGGAGGAACGAGUGCCUCAUCAUGACAGGCUGUGAGAGGUUCAGUGACUAUGAUGGCUAUGCCAGCACAUUUGAAUGGAAAUCUGACUACAUGGAUAAAACUCCAAGAGAUGCAUGGGGCCGUAUACAGUGUGAGGUGGUGGCUAUUGAUGCCCUCGUUAUACACGACCACAAGUCUCAGUUCCGCUUGGAAAUGGUCAAACGAGAGCUCAGCAAGGCCUACUGUGGUUUUCUAAGCCCGGGUCCUGCUGACCGGGCUCUCCCUGCCGUGUGCACAGGCAACUGGGGCUGUGGGGCCUUUGGUGGUGACAAACAACUUAAAGCCCUGAUACAGUUGAUGGCAGGGGCGAGGGCCGGCCGUGAUUUGUGCUACUUCACGUUUGAUGAUUUGCAAUUACGAGAUGAUCUCUACGAAAUACACAAGUACCUGACUUCAGAAAACAUGCUCACCAUAGGUGACCUGGUUGGUCAGAUUGUGGACUAUGGGAAGGAUUGUGUUGCCCAGAUCAGGCACAGCUCACAUAAUGACCAGGAGCUCUUUGAAUUCAUUAAACUUGGGCUUGUUAAAAGAGACUAUUCACAACUUUCCUUAGAUGGAAACAGCAAUAAUGUUCAAUUACCACAAAAUACUCGCCACCCCAAUAAACCUUUGAGUUACCCCGGGAGUGGGUCUGACCAGAUUGGUGGGCAUGACCAGGGACAGGUGCAAGGGCGAAGGCAUAAAAAUGACGGUCAGGUGGCCGGCAGAAGGCAUGGAUCUACAAGCAGUUACCGUAGUCAGACUAAAGGCCAAGGAUCUGGUCAUGAAUCAUUUUCUGGGCAAGGACACAGAUUAGGUGGAAAUAAGAAUGCUUCAUAUGCUGAGACGGUAACAGGCAAGCACAAGGAACAAGGCCAGUCACCAGGCAAAGAUCGGAAUGACUCUGUGGCGGGGGCUUUGGACUGGGGCCACACACCAGACGUUGGGCAUACAGAUACUAGUACCCCCCAUAAACAAGGGGAAAGUGAUAAAACAUUAAGUCAGACAAUCUGAUUACGACGAGAAGAGACAAAAAAAAUUCAAAGAUGUCUGGUUCUAAAGAAUAUCUUUUUGGUCUUAAGUGUUUAAUCAUCUUAUGAUGUUGUUUUCAGUGGUUCUAAAUCCCUGGAUUAAGUACCUUUAAAUGAAUAUAAAUUACUUGGGAAACAUUUCAAAAGUGGUCUAGGCCUGGGAGGCAUCCAUCAUGCUCAAACUGACCCUCGCUAUAUUUCAGACUUGACAAAAGUCAGCCUACCCUAGAACCUUUGUUGUUUUUUUCUUGUUUAUGUAAUAAGUGAUUAAGUUAAGUUGGAUAUGUGCCAUUUAUAUAGGACAGUAAACAGAAAGAUAUGUAUUAUUGAAAUGCAAUUAAGCUAGUAUUACACAGUGAAAUACUUUUUGUACCUAGUGGUUGGUUUAUGUACAAUGCAGUGUAUGGAUGAUGUGAUCAGUCUGAUUUGUCUGUGAUAGAGGACAUCUAAGUUUUGAAGCCGGUGUGCAUGAAUGAAACAAAUAGCUUUAAGACUAAUGGUUCAUGAGUCACUCUUUUUAAACAAUAUGUUGUACUUCGUCUGUACAUGUGAAAUAUGUGAUGGUCAAAAGAAAGGUUUUAAUGAUUAUGGAAUUGUGUUCAAUAUAAAACCAUCAAAUGGAUAUCUGUUAUUAAUGAUGAAUCAUGUUAAUGUAUGAGCAAACUUGUUUGACUGCUUAUAAAAUUGACCUGUCUAUUGGUUAGUUUUAUUUCUUAGCGAUUAUAAUAAAGUUCAAAAAUUAAAAAAUGGCGUCAUUUGUAUACAUUUAAUUUAGAUUAAGAGGUAAAAUGCCAAACUGUAUCGUUUAAGUCAAUAU